Molecule: messenger RNA, 2233 nt
Organism: Chenopodium quinoa (quinoa)
Lineage: Eukaryota; Viridiplantae; Streptophyta; Magnoliopsida; Caryophyllales; Amaranthaceae
Product: probable L-type lectin-domain containing receptor kinase S.5
Exons: 1
Coding region: 10-1971 (653 amino acids)
Biological process (GO): protein phosphorylation
Cellular component (GO): plasma membrane
Molecular function (GO): carbohydrate binding; ATP binding; protein kinase activity
Source: RefSeq, a predicted model, not a curated record
GUCAAAAAAAUGAAAAUGUUACAUAAUUUCAUCAAUUUUUUUCUUGUUAUACUUCUAUACCUUGCUACACUUGAUCAAGUACGGUGUUUUGGUUUUAAUUAUACAACCUUUUCUGAUUCCGAGGAAGUAGACUUCAUCAUGUCUGAUAAUUCCCACAUAUAUGAAAAGGCCAUACAAGUCACACCGGACACUAAUGGAGGAAUUGCAACUCUUUUCAACCGUAGUGGAAAGAUCGUAUACAAACAAGGUUUUAGGCUAUGGAACAAACAAAGAAAUGCAUCUUUCAGCACACAAUUUGUUCUCAAUAUAAAAACUCUACAAAAUGGUGGUGGUGAAGGGCUAGCAUUUAUUUUAGCUAAGGAUUCCGAGGUCCUGGCUGACAGCCAAGGACAGUGGCUAGGAAUUGUCAAUGCUAACACAAAUGGUUCUGCUCAGGGCAACAUUGUGGCUAUCGAGUUUGACACGAAAAAGAGCUUUCCAGAAGAUUUGGAUGAUAACCAUGUUGGUUUGAAUAUUAAUAGUGUAUAUUCUGAACAACAGGUUUCACUGUAUGGACGAGGUAUCAGAAUUGCAGAUGAAAAGGAUAUUACUGCUGUGAUCAGCUAUGAUGGUGUAACGAAAGUUAUGAACGUGUCUGUAAAGGGAGAAAAUCAAACAGAGUUUUCGCGAUUAAUGAGUGUUCCUAUUGAUCUUUCCCUGCAUCUUCCUAAGAAAGUUUAUGUCGGAUUUUCAGGUUCAACAGGAACAGGGAUAGAGCUUAACUGUGUAAAAUCAUGGUCCUUUGAUGGACAUAACAUAGCUGAAGCAAAGCAUAUAUGGGUCUGGAUUUUGAUUUCUGUCCUAAUUGUUGUACUCGUUUCGUGUGGUAUUGUAGUUGGUUUUUUUUAUAGAAGACAUAGAAGGAAGCAAAAGCAAGUGGAUGAUGAUGAUGAUGGGCUCUCUAUGCAGAGCAUUGAGACGGGUUUAGGUCCGAAAAAAUUCAAGCUCAAGGAUCUAAAGGGUGCUACUGGUAAUUUUAGUCCCAAGAAUGAGCUUGGAAGAGGAGGAUUUGGAGUAGUUUACCAGGGAAAGCUGGAUAUGAAAGAUGUGGCUGUCAAAAGAAUCAUCAAUACUCGUCAAGGGAAGCAAAAUCUGAUAGCGGAAGUCACAACAAUUGGUAGUCUUCACCACAAGAAUCUAGUGGAGUUGAUAGGGUGGUGUUUUGAGAAAAAUGAGUUUUUGUUGGUGUAUGAGUAUAUGCCUAAUGGAAGCCUUGAUAAGUUCAUAUGCUCAGAUGAUGAAAAUAUGACAUUAAGUUGGGAAAGAAGGCAUGGCAUCAUUUGUGGUGUGGCUCAAUCUUUGGAUUAUCUUCACCAUGAGUGCUCGAAGAGGGUUCUACAUCGAGACAUUAAAACUAGUAAUAUAAUGCUAGAUUCAGAAUUUAAUGCUCGCUUAGGAGAUUUUGGGCUUGCUAGGAUGUUUAAACUAGGUGAACAGACACACCAUUCGACGAAAGAACUUAUGGGAACACCAGGUUACAUGGCUCCAGAGAUUUUUCUCAUGGGACAUUCGACUGCAGAAACUGAUGUUUUUGCCUUUGGUGUUUUGGUUCUAGUGGUGAUCAGUGGGAGAAUGCCAGGGAAACAAAACGAUGACAAGAAUUUAGUCGAUUGGGUGUGGGACCUUUACAAGUCCGAUAUGAUUCUUAGUGCUAUUGAUCCAAGAUUGAAGGAUGAGUUUGAUAUGGGGCAGGCUGAGUGCAUGCUUUUACUGGGUUUAGCUUGCUGUCAUCCAAACCCUUAUACAAGACCUUCAAUGAGAAACGCACUUCAAGUUUUGAUGGGGGAGGUACUUCCACCAUCAGUUGCCAUUGAGAAGCCUGUCUUCAUGUGGCCUGCAACAGUUGAUAUAACAUCCUUUGAUCACUUGGAGGAUUCUAGUGGAGGAGAGAAUAUGUUGAAAGAAACUUAUUCAGAUCUUGUUGUAAGAUAGCAUAGUCAUACUGUAACUUACAAUAACUUUGGCUUGUUGAUUAUCAUAAUCAACACUUAUAGUAUGCUUUGAAUUUGAUUUUUUUUUUUUUUAAUUAAAUCAAGCAUACCUUAAAUUUUAUCUGUCUGUUUGAAUCAGAAACAUUAAUUUACUUGAUUACUCAUGUGUAUCUGCUGAAUAUCACGUAGAUCGUCAGCCUAAUAUUGUUUAUAAUAAUGGCCAAGGAUAGUAUGCCGCUUUGCCCUGAGCUUAUUAUGCAGAU